AUGUUGAUUGUGGAAUUCGUUCGAGAUGAGGUGCAGUUUCUAAGAUUACCGGACGGUAGUUUAGUGGAAAAGUGUUCGAUGCAAACAGUGAAUAAUUAUGGCUGUGCUUUCAGGAAAACCAAAGUAAACGUUGCCUGUCAAACUGAAAGUGAAGACGCCAUCAUACCAAGGAUGCCCUCUUCGCAAUGCUCUCGAUCAACUCUUGCACAACCUGUCACUAAAGGUACAACUGCAGUAGCAACAGCAUCGACUGCAGAAACGAGUUCUGCCUCAUCGAGCACAUCAUCGGACGGUACUUUACGCCUUAUGAUUCAGAACUUCAAAAAUAUGUCUGAUACUGUUAGAGGGCCUAGUAAGAAGAUACAGUCGGUUCCGUGGCGAAUAAUGGUUAUGCCCAGGCAGCACGUUGUACAGAAGAAGGGUACGCAAAAAUGUCUCGGGUUUUUUCUUCAGUGUUGUCCUGACGCAUAUUCUGAUUCGUGGUCGUGCCAAGCAGCUGCCGAGCUGCGUUUGAUCUCUCAAAAACAAGGCGUUCAACAUUUCACUAGGAAAACCAAUCAUGUUUAUACGGCCAAAGAAAACGAUUGGGGUUAUUCUUGCUUCAUGACUUGGGCUGAUAUAUUGGAUGAAAGUCAAGGUUAUAUAAAGGAAGACAAAGUGAUUUUAGAAGUUUCUGUGAAGGCGGAACCGCCAAAAAAUAUACUAACGCAUGAUCAGUUCGAAAAGAAGAUUCAAGACUACAUGCGUUUAGCCGAUAUACAAAGUAGCAGGGGAUUAAUUGACAAGGCAAUUGAAGUUAAUCUAAGUGCUCUGAAGUUUUGUAAGGAUCGAGAUCAAGACUGUAAAGCUGAAUUAGAGGCUCAAAAAGCGAAGCUGAUCGAGAUGAAAUUAAAGCAGAGUAUCGAGAGGAUUGAGAAAGGACCACCAAUUGGUAAGAAUGAAGAGGAGAAUUCGUUGAAUCAAAAUGCUUUAAAACAAGCUAUCUCUGGAACGCCAGCAACGUUAAAGCAAUCUGGCUCAUGUAAAUCAACCAACAAAAGCAGCUCAAUUACUAAAGCAAGAGAUAAUAGCAAUGUGGAGAAGAAUGGAAACGCUCAAAACAAUAGAAUUACUGGAAGCAAAGCUGUUUUUUGCGUCGUGUGUGGUCGGAAAGGCUGUAAUGUUAUGAAUCUUUUCAGGUCACAGACACCCCCUCCACCCAUAAAACCCGUCGAAUCGCAGCAGAACAUUGAUUCGGUUGUCACAGAUGCACGAACCGAUCUUCGUGCUGAACUUCUACUAUCUAAUUCACCUUAUAAGACACCUUGGAUACCACCCGAUGCAAACGCAAGUGAAGAGGCUAUUAAUGAGCUGAGGAGAAACGUUGAAUUUAGAGAGUUGAAAGAAGCAGUAUUGAGUGGUAAUGAACGGUUCGCUGCCAAGUUGGAAGAGAAACUUGCUGCUGAAAAGAAAACGUACAUAGCAAAUAAACAAAGUGAACUGAUUCGUGCCAAAGCCAUUCUUGAGAAAAUCUCAGCACUUGCCGUUCAAAACGAUCCACAAAUGAUGAGAGAAAUCAAUAAAAUAGCUAAUGAAAACUACGAGGACGAACUUCGGAAGCAACAAGCUAUCAAAAGGAUAUCGAAAGCAACGCACCAAAAGAAAAGCUUAUUAUCGAAUUUAGUUGAUACGGAUACGGAUAAACUUACUGAUGAGCAACAAAUUGUUAAAGGAGACGAUCAGAAGCCGACAGCUGUAGAUACUAGAUCAAAGAAGGUCAUACAAACUGAAUUCGAAGAGGUUAUUUGCAUCAUUCAUGUGUCUUUGCUUAUUGAUCAGUCAAUGACUAGUACUCGAAAUUGUAAUCUUUUUAGGCAUAACGCUUACAGAUCUGAAAUGAGAAUAUACUAUUAUGAAAUUGCAGAAAAAAGUGGUCCAGUAUGGAGGAAUGCCUCUUAUAAGAAUGAACUGACAUCACCCGAGGAAACAUGGGAUUCGUUAGCUGAGGUUGGAGACGAACGGCGUGAUAGUGGCACAAUAGAAUAUUUGAGUGAAGAUGAAACUGCAAGUUCGGGUGGUGGCAGUUCAGACAGUGAGGUGGAAGGAAAUGGCGGUCGAACAGCAUUAGGUAUACCUGUUUCAAAGAAGAUGAAACGAUGCUUGGAAGGGCCAGAUGCGCUUGUGGCUGACGAAUGUGAUAGUUGCAUUCAAGCGAUGCUCGAACCGUCGUCUGUUGCCACUGAAGAGGCUUCAUGUCAGACUGAUUUUCCGUUGGUAAAUGAAAAUGCAACACAGAAGAAUGAGCCAGUUGUAGUAACAGCAAGAGGUGGCAAUACAAAUAAUAAUAACACCAACAGCAAUAAUAAUAUUACCACAAGUCCACCUAGAGUAUACGCUCAGCCGAAAAAGCAAGCAUCCAGAAAAGCAAAUGUUAAUACAAUGGAUAAUUCGAAAUAUGAAGAAUCGGAGUGGCGUAAGAAAAAGAUUAAUAAUGACUUGAAGGACGUCGAUUCAUCGAACAAAAAACAAGAAGAGGCGAGAAUCGUACCUCAGAGCAAUACUGAUCCAUCAAAUGCUCCCGACCUGACCAGGGAGGGAAUCGCGCGUUUUACGUCGCAUUUUGCCAAUCCAGAUCCAACGCUCAUGGGAGCUCUACCGCAAAUAUAUCAUCCGUCACCGCAACAAAUUUUUGGCGAUGACCUCCCAUCCCCUCAGCUUCAACGUUACUUGGAGGAAGCUGCACAGCCGAAUGUUUGGUCAAGACAGUAUAUUGAAGAGUGGCUUAAAUUCAACAUCAAAUAUUGCUGGAAGUAUAUGAAAAAUGGAGAGAAUUCGAGCGGUGGUGGUGAAGAAGGAAGCAUUGACUUAAGCACUGGUAAUAUUCCUCAUUUCAACGACGCUCAGGUGCAGCAGGUAAUGGCUGCUCUUUCGGUGAUUGGAGUGAAUUGCGUAAAUGCGAAACGAGUAGUCGAUAAGGCAGCCGAAUUUAUCAAUACACUCGAGACACGUUCGAAGAGUCCAUUUCUCAGAGACUGCUUGCAAAAGCUUGCGUCACUUGCCGGAGACGAAAAGGCUAUCGAUGCUCCCAAAGAUUCUCGCAAAAAUGAAUCGUCGUUGGAUAGCGGUACGGGGGACGAGCGUGUGGGUGGUAUGCUCGGUGAAGAGGAAGAGCAUUUGAGUGUAAUGAUGUCAUCAAUGGAAUGCCCAGAUGAUACGCACGAUUACAUGCUCAACCGAGAAGUACAGCGUAUUGGUGUGUUCGCUGAUCAAGCGGUCAGCAAAAAUCCACUCAUGGAAUUGGGACAAGCAGAAAAGUUGAGCGAACACACCGAGAAAAUUGCUGCGAGGAUCACGUUGCUGGAGUCCGACAAGGAAAAUCUGUCGAGACAGUUGAGCAGCGAAAGAGACAAAAUGAAGAAAAGUGAACAAAAGCAUACGAGUGCGAUGAAGCAGUUGCAGUCACAACUGCAAACCGAAAAAGAGAAACACGAUAAAGCUGUUCAGCAAUUGAAUCAAAAGAAAAACGAAUUGAAAAAGCAGGAAAAAACCUUAAAGCAACAUGAGCGAGACGCGGAACGUUUCCGUGAAUUACAAGAUAAAGUGGAUUAUAUGGUGAAAGAGUCACAAGAGAUGCGUCAAAAGAAUGCUGAUGAGAUCCGUAAGCUGCAAAGAGAAUUACAGUCAAGUCAAGACACCCGCAAAAAUAUGGCUGAUGAAAUUAAAGGUCGAGACUCUGAGUUAGCCGAACUCAGGAAUCAGCUCAGUGAACGGUCGCUUGCACUGAAGCGUUCUGAGAACACGCUCAGCACGGAGAGAAAGACGUUCCAAAAUAAUCUCAAUGCAGCAAUUGAACGAGCCAAGAAAGCCGAAAUAAUGUAUUUGGAAUUGAAAUUGGAGACCGGUGUUAUGGUUUUAGAGCGUGCCUACAAAGACGCAGGCCAGCGGGUGAAAGAUUUAGAGAUGGAACAGAAGAAGAUGCGAAGUGGAACACAUUCGGAAGAGUUGAAAACAUCGAUCGCUGAAUGGAAGGCAAAACGAGAGGAGGUAGCUGCGCUAAUAGCAACCUCAAAGUCUGAAUUCGCUACACAGAUUGAUCAAAUCAAAGGUGGUAAGCAGCUAUCACAGUUACCAAGAAUUGCAGUAGCGAAACCUCCACCAGCUCCAAAAUCAUUCAAAAUCAAUCAGUUUGUUGGCAGUAGCAGUAGCACUAACAGCAACAGCAACAACAACAAUAGUAACAGCAAUCAACCUUCACAAAUUUCGUCGAGUGAGAAAGCGGUAUCCACUUCGACAGUUCCAUCACCAGGUGUGAUUGGCCAAACGACUCGCAGCAGCACUUCCUCUCAAGGGGGUAUUAUUGGCACCAGCAUGCAAACAGGGAAUGUAGCGCCCGGUUCGCCGGUGCAGUCAAUCUCAAAGGCACCAGCACCUCCAUCAACUGUGUCCCCAAUGAAGUCUCCAAUGACCACCACCUCAACUAUUGCGCCUAUUGGUGUUCGUCCGACAAGUCAUAUGAACGGAUCGGUCGAUUUUUCGAGUGCAGUGACAUCGUCAUCAUCUGUUGUGAAUACACCACCAACCAAUACGUCUUGUCUAAACUCUGCUAGCCAGCCAUCCACAAGCACAGCGUCAUCGUCCUCGGGAACUGGCAUUUCAUUACCGAAUACAUGGGGAUCUGCUUGGGAAGGACCGUUGGCGAUGAGUUCGAUCAAUGAAUUGCUCAAUUCAAGUCGAUCCUUUGGCCCUAUUGGUACCGAUUAUGGCAUUACUAAUCCUACCGUUCAGCCAACUUCAAGUCAGCUCUCUCAGCCGCCACCAGGACUGGCUAAUGCGGGUGCACAUUUUGGAAAUGCACAAUCGAACGGGUGGGGCAGCACGGGUACAGAAUGGUCGAACUCAAUUUCUGGCGGUAUGAACAACGGCAAUAUCGUAUCCGGUCAGUACGGUCGUUUGCAUCAGACGGGCGGUUAUCAAUCUCCGCAAUGGGCUGGUGGAUGGGCUGGCUAUCGAACGCCACAACCUGGUGGUUCGCCUGACGUAGCGAGUACAAUCUUGGAAAACAGUCGCAGUUCUUCACCUCGAAGAGACCUUGUGUUCGAUUCACUGAGAACGCACUUUCCGCAAAUUUCACCAGAAACACUGAAAGAAUAUGCGAAUGAAUUUAUGAUGCGUAACAAUUGUGCAUCCCUAAAGAAUAUUCCGAUGUGCGACAUAGUUAGUCAGGUGGCACAGAUUAUCGCAUCUAAACAGUUGUGGAGUAAAACAAACGUACCACCGAUGAUGCAUCAGCCACCACCAAAUGUAAUGGUGCAACAGUCGACGGUAGGAGUCACCCCAAUUGAAUCAUUCCAGUCAGCAUCGUCUCGUCUUCACAAUCAACAGUCUACAGUACAUUCACAUGUGCUUAUGCAGCAACAGUGUAGGUUAUUUAUGGCUUGUUCACCUUAA
Messenger RNA from Anisakis simplex (herring worm), 5427 nucleotides. NCBI's taxonomy places the organism in Eukaryota, Metazoa, Nematoda, Chromadorea, Rhabditida, Anisakidae. The record is from the annotation of a GenBank genome assembly.